Plodia interpunctella (Indianmeal moth) is the source of this 1392-nucleotide messenger RNA. It is a transcript of the gene Nf-YB, whose product is annotated as Nuclear factor Y-box B. Gene Ontology annotation, biological process: regulation of transcription by RNA polymerase II. Gene Ontology annotation, cellular component: CCAAT-binding factor complex. Lineage: Eukaryota; Metazoa; Arthropoda; Insecta; Lepidoptera; Pyralidae. Gene Ontology annotation, molecular function: protein heterodimerization activity; DNA-binding transcription activator activity, RNA polymerase II-specific; RNA polymerase II cis-regulatory region sequence-specific DNA binding. The transcript is spliced from 6 exons. The record is from RefSeq and is a predicted model, not a curated record. Bases 205 to 756 code for a protein of 183 amino acids.
GCUUGUUUCGCUUGCGUGAAGGGAAUUUUGUUUGAGUGACUGUAUUGAUGUGGAUUAUAGGAUUGUAACUGUGUUACUUUUUCUGUACUUAAGUAUAGAGAUUAUUACUUAAUUCAUUAGGUACUUGUUACUUAAUAAAUCCAAAAAGACAAUACCGAAAAUAUAGUAGUAAAACUAUAUAACAAAGUAUUAAAUAAAUGCGAAAUGGAUAGCGAAGAAGUAGGAAAUGAUAUGGUGAGAUUGGAUAAUAGCUUUUUGGUCGACGGUGACACUUACGUUUUUGAGGAAGAAAACAAUUCUGAUUCAAAUUGUGGUGUAGUGUGCAAGAAUGUUCCUCUGAGAGAACAGGACCGCUUUUUGCCAAUUGCCAAUAUUGCUAAAAUUAUGAAACGGGCAAUUCCUGAGAAUGGAAAGAUAGCAAAAGAUGCACGAGAAUGUGUGCAAGAGUGCAUAUCGGAGUUUAUUUCAUUUGUCACAAGUGAAGCUAGCGACCGAUGUCAGGUGGAGAAACGGAAAACAAUCAACGGUGAAGAUGUCCUGUUUGCUAUGAACGCCUUGGGUUUUGACAAUUAUGUGGAACCCUUGAAGUUGUACCUGAAGAAGUUUAGAGAAACUGCCCUGUCCCCUGUCACACUUCACAAAUUAAACAAAACCAUAGUUGUGUAUAGUGAGGAGGAUUGUUGCACUACAGCCAAUGCCACAGAAACAGAGAGUGAGGCAGCACAAGCAGAGGCUGACUAUGUGUUCUAUGCGUAACGCAAGUAUUUGGUCUGUGCUAUGUAUAACACAUUUAAAUGACUGUACCAAGUGUUCUAUAAUGUCACACAUAUUAUUGAGCGCCUUACCAGAUAUUCGAAUAUAAAUAUUUUUUUAUCAUGAUUCGAUUGUAUAAUACAUAAGUGCAAUUAGUGUCAAUUUUUCCCACCACUUCCAUAUAUUUCAGUAGUAAUUCUUGUUGGUUAAUUUAAGAUUCAUCGUUUAUGUGAAAAAUUUAAGGUAUUAGCCAAUUGUUUAAUUUUUGAAAUGAUAAAUCUCAAUCGUUAUCAUUUUGUCAUGAUUGAAAAAAAAAAGUUACCUAUUUGUUUUUCUAAAAAAUGUCGAAAUCAUUUUUUAAAUUUUUGAAGACAUAUAAUGUUUCGUGAGUUCUUCCCGCGUCAUAAUAGCAGAUGUAUAUUUUUUCUUAAACUAUUUAUCAUGCACAACAUUUUUUUUUUGGUAAAUCUAUAUUCGAUUAAAAAACGUUGGUCUAAAUAAUAAUAAACAUAAACCAGAUCGAAAUACACAAAAAUACUGCGUGCAUAAAUUUGUAUAAAACCAGUGGCGGACACCUGGAGGCUGUGUCCUUAUCAUGUCUAAUUAAGUUUUGGUAAUAAAAGUAGUUUCUAAGAAAAA